AUGGAACAACACGCCGUUUCUACAUCACGGAAACGACAUGCAGUUUGCAUACCAUACCCAGCACAAGGCCACAUCAACCCAAUGCUGAAACUAGCCAAGCUUCUUCACUCCAGAGGCUUCCACGUCACCUUCGUCAACACCGACUACAACCACCACCGUAUCCUCCGCUCACAUGGCUCCCACGCUCUGGAAGGUCACCGCUCGUUUCGAUUCGAAACCAUCCCCGAUGGUCUUCCUUGGACCGACGUCGAAGACAAGCAAGAUAUGCUCAAGCUCAUAGACUCCACCAUUAACAACUGUUUAUCACCAUUCAAAGAGCUCCUUCUCCGGUUAAACUCUGGUUCUGAUGUACCACCGGUUACCUGUAUAGUCUCCGACGCUUCCAUGAGUUUCACGAUCGAUGCAGCGGAGGAGCUUAAAAUCCCGGUGGUUCUUCUCUGGACGAACAGUGCUACUGCUUUCAUUUUGUAUCUCCAUUAUCAAAAACUCAUCGAGAAAGAGAUAAUUCCUCGUAAAGAUGAGAGUGAUUUGAGGAAGCAUUUAGAGAUGGAGAUAGAUUGGAUACCUUCGAUGAAGAAGAAAAUUAAGCUUAAGGAUUUUCCAGGUUUCGUCUCCACGACGGAUCCUAAAGAUCCGAUGCUUGAUUUCAUCUUACAUGUAACCGGAAGAUCCAAACGAGCUUCUGCGAUCAUCAUCAACACUUUCGAUAACCUCGAGGGUAAUGUUAUCGAAUCGUUGAAAUCUCUUCUUCUUCUUCCUCAGAUCUACUCGAUUGGACCGCUUCAGUUCCUUGAGAAUCGUGAAAUCGAUCGGGAAAGUGAGAUCGGGAAGUUGAAAUUGAAUCUAUGGGAAGAAGAAGAAGAGAUUCAAUGUUUGGAUUGGCUCGAUUCGAAAGCGAAAGAGACUGUGAUUUACGCUAACUUCGGGAGUUUAACGAUGUUGACGAGUGAAGAGCUGAUAGAGUUCGCUUGGGGUUUAGCCGGAAGCGGGAAGGAGUUUCUCUGGGUGGUGAGAUCCGGUAUGGUAGACGGUGACGCUUCGAUUCUUCCGGCGGAAUUUAUAUCGGAGACGGAGAAUCGAGGGAUGUUGUAUACAGGCUGGUGUCCUCAGGAGAAGGUACUCUCGCAUCCAUCAAUCGGAGGGUUUCUAACUCACUGCGGAUGGAAUUCGACGCUGGAGAGUGUAUUCACCGGUGUUCCGAUGAUCUGUUGGCCGUUCUUCGCCGAUCAGAUAACGAAUCGGAAGUUCUGUUGCGAUGAAUGGGGGAUUGGGAUGGAGGUCGGCGAGGAAGUGAAGAGAGAGAAAGUGGAGGCGGCGGUUAGGGAGGCCAUGGACGGAGAGAAAGGUAAAAGGUUGAGGGAGAUGGUGGUGAAGUGGCGGAGCAUGGCGGAAGAAGCUUCGGCUCCACCGUCUGGUUCGUCGUAUGUGAAUUUUGAGACGGUGGUUAAUAAAGUCCUUAUAGGUUCCGAGUAA
Messenger RNA from Arabis nemorensis, 1473 nucleotides. The record is from the annotation of a GenBank genome assembly. NCBI's taxonomy places the organism in Eukaryota, Viridiplantae, Streptophyta, Magnoliopsida, Brassicales, Brassicaceae.